Molecule: messenger RNA, 687 nt
Organism: Ceratina calcarata
Lineage: Eukaryota; Metazoa; Arthropoda; Insecta; Hymenoptera; Apidae
Product: solute carrier family 35 member C2-like
Exons: 4
Coding region: 85-687 (200 amino acids)
Source: RefSeq, a predicted model, not a curated record
CAGAUGUCUAAUGCAAAUAACAUAACAAUUUAUUACUAUUUUUAUGUAUUUAUAGAUAUAUAAAAGGAUUACUUUUUGUAAAAUAUGACAAGAUCACAUGUGAAGUAUCAAAUUGCCAAGGAUACAGAUGAUACAUCAGACUAUUUUUUGCAACCUGUUCAAGAAUAUUCAAAUGUAUCCAAGAAAGAAGUAUCCCUUUGGAAAAAAACGUUUAGGAUACUUUUACUAAUUUUAUGUUACUUUGUCUUGUCUGUAGGUUUAACAUUUUAUGUACAAUGGCUUUACAAUACAUAUGGAUUUCAUUAUCCUCUUAUUGUAGUGAUAUGCCACUUGUUAAUUAAAUUUUUAUUCGCCGCUUCAAUAAGAUGUAUCAAAACAUGUUGGGGAAAGCAACAACAAUUAAAGCUCCCCUUGCAAAGCAUAAUAGGGACGAUUAUGCCACUUGGCAUAGCCAGUGGUCUUGAUGUUGGUCUAUCAAAUUGGGCAAUUUCAUUAAUUACAAUAUCAUUGUACACAAUGACAAAAUCCACUGCUAUUAUUUUUAUCCUUGGGUUUGCUCUUUUCAUGAAAUUGGAAAAAAAGGUAAAAGUGUUUAUAUGUACGAGCACACCACAUGAAAAAUUUAAGGAUGUAUUGGCUAUACAGUCAAUCCCAAAAGUUUAUGCACUUUACAAACUCAUUUUUUAA